Zygotorulaspora mrakii is the source of this 369-nucleotide messenger RNA. RefSeq names its product Cyb5p (gene CYB5). Bases 1 to 369 code for a protein of 122 amino acids. Lineage: Eukaryota; Fungi; Ascomycota; Saccharomycetes; Saccharomycetales; Saccharomycetaceae. Gene Ontology annotation, biological process: sterol biosynthetic process. Gene Ontology annotation, molecular function: heme binding. Gene Ontology annotation, cellular component: intracellular membrane-bounded organelle; endoplasmic reticulum membrane. The transcript has a single exon. The record is from RefSeq and is a predicted model, not a curated record.
AUGUCUAACGUUUUCACUUACCAAGAAAUUGCAGAGCACAACUCGCCAGAAGAUGCCUGGAUUAUUAUCGAUGGCAAAGUUUACGAUGUCACUAAAUUCGUUGACGAGCACCCAGGUGGUGAUGAAAUUAUUCUCGAAUUAGCUGGUCAAAUUGCUACCGAACCAUUCAAUGAUAUUGGUCAUUCCGACGAUGCUCUCAAGAAAUUGGAAAAACUAUUGAUCGGUAGAGUGGACGUUAACAGCGAGCCACUAAACCAGACAGAAGCUUCACAGUCCACACAAACUACAGGUGGUGAGGGUAGUGGCAAAUUGGCCAUUCUCUGCGCAAUUGUUUUCUUCGCCGUGGCUUACUAUUUAUCCAACCACUAA